CAGUUCCCGGCGCGCGCUGGCUCCGGCGGCGGAUCCGGCGGCCGCUCCGCAGCAUGGCAGGCCUGGGGCGGCCGGGCCCCGGGCCCCGCGCCACGAUGCCCGCCUGGAAGCGAGAGAUCCUGGAGCGGAAGCGGGCCAAGCUGGCGGCCUUUGGCGGGGGCGCGGCGCCGGGCGCGGGCGCGGAGGAGCCCGCGGGGCCGGCGGCCGAGCCGCUGGUGCUGGCCGAGAGCCUGGGCCCGCUGCGCGAGAACCCGUUCAUGCGGCUCGAGUCGGAGCGGCGGCACGGGGCGCGGCGCGGCGGGGGCGCCGGCGCGGCGGGGCCGGGGGCGCGGCCCGCGCAACAGCUGCUGGAGCUGUACCGCUGCGUGCCCGGCGUGCGCACCAUCCGCGCCGACAACAUCCUCAUUAUCGAGUCGGCGCCCGGCUUCCCUUCCGCUCCCGGUCCCGGCCCCGGGCCGGCCCCGGCCGCCCGCAUCCGCGCCGCCGAGGUGCUCGUGUACGAGGCGCCGCCGCCUCCCGGCCGCGUUAGCCGCCUGCUCCAGAAGUUCGACCCGCCGCCCGCGCCGUGCCGCCGCGGGAGCCCGGAGCGCGGCCGCCCCGUGCCGCCGCCCUCCCCGGGUCCGGCCCUGGUCCCGCGCGUGGGCGAGCGCGCCGCCUGCUUCCAGCCCGAGCACGAGCGCUGCGGCGCAGGCCCCGGCCCCGGGCCCCGGCGCAGCGACUUCCUGCACAAGACCGGCAGCAACUCCUUUACUGUCCAUCCACGGGGCCUGCGCCGCAGCGCGGGCACUCGCCCACUCCCCAACGGGCCCGCGGCCCCUGAGCGCCGGGCCGGCGCUGCCAACGGCCUCACGGGCUCCGCGUCUGGGCCGGGCGAGUGGAAGCCAAAGGUGGAGUCGGGGGAGGCCCCCGCCCACCCUCCCCCCAGCCCCGGAACCCCCAGUGCCACUCCAGCCGCGCCCCCGGCAUUGCCCACGCUCAGCCCUGCCAGUGCCACUCCCAGCCAGCGCCAGUGGGUCUCCGCGGCCACCAGCGCCAACGACUCCUUCGAGAUACUGCCGGCCUCCAAGCCAGACAUGGACACGAUCCCUGCCGGGGACCUCCAGGCCCGGGCUCUGGCCAGCCUUCGCAUGAACUCUCGAAACUCUUUCGUGUUCAUCCCCAAGCGCAAGACUUCCCGGGCCCCUCCUGCGGAAGGGAGGCAGUCCGUGGGGCCUCCAGAGGGAGAAGUUGGCUGGGCCUCCCAGCACCAGGAGCGUGAAGCCCAGCAGGUGCCUGGAGCAGAUGGUGUAUUUGCCGGUGGGAGGAGCCCCUCGGGGGUCGAGGAGGGAGGCUGCCCCAUGCCAGCCACUGCCCUCGUGGACUGGACCGUUCGGUGGCAGAGGCUGUCCUCACCACCCCCGUCCCCACUGGUCGCCACUGAAGCUGAGCCUGCCCAGGGCUUUGGGGUUCCUGGCUUGACCAAGAAUGGCAGGGAGCCUGGGAGGCCAGGGCUGCCCGUCACCUUCAUUGAUGAGGUGGACUCGGAGGACGAGGUUCCCCAAGAAGCCAAACUGCCCUGCCCCAGGGCUGCUGCGCCUCCCCAGUACCACCCGCAUCCCACCGGGCCUGGGCACCUGUCAGAGCUCCAGCACCGAGGUGGCAACACCUUCACGGUGGUGCCCAAGAGGAAGCCAGGGGCCCUGCAGGCCAACGGGGAGGCCAGGCCUAGGGAGGCUGAGGAAGAGGGACCGGGCAGCCUUUCGGAGCCCCCUGCUGCCUUGGGGACCUCAGUGAAGAAGCGCUACCCCACUGUGCAUGAGAUUGAGGUGAUUGGCGGCUACCUGGCCCUGCAGAAGUCCUGUCUCACCAAGGCCGGCUCUUCAAGAAAAAAGAUGAAGAUCUCCUUCAACGACAAGAGCCUGCAGACUACGUUUGAGUACCCCCCCGAGAGCUCCCUGCAGGAGGAAGAGGCAGAGGCCGAGAAGGGGAGAGAGGAAGAGGAGGAGAACGAAGAGGGGGAGGAGGAGGAGGAGGGGGAGGAGUCCGGCUCAGACACGGCAGCGGAGAAGCCCUUUGUGCUCUUCCUGCCCCGAGCCACGUUCGUGAACAGCGUGGGCCCCGAGAGCCCUCGGCUGCCGGACGGCAGCUCCGGCCUGUCCAGCUACACUCCGAAGCACUCCGUGGCCUUCAGCAAGUGGCAGGAGCGGGCGCUGGAGCGCACGCCGAGCACGGAGGAGCCCCCGUCCAAGGAGGUCAUGCUCACCCCUGCCGGUCAGAAUGACCUCGCGGACUUCCGAAGCGAGCCAGCCCUCUACUUCUGAGCCCCGCCCUACCAGGACAGCGAAGGCUGAGCCCCAGGUGCCCGGGAGCUGCACCCCUUCUGCCCCACCAGGCCUGCCCUCCCACAUCCCGCUCUCCCUCCCUGGGGCCUCCCAAGUAGGCCGGUACUCGAGGCCUGAGCCUGGGGCACCCGGGACUCACUCGACCCCGGCUCGGGGGCACUGCCUGUGGGGGAGGGGUGGUGUCCUGCUAUACGCCAUGCCCAGCGGCUGUCGGGUGCGUCUGGGGUGGGGGCUGACAGGACCCUGACACCACCCCCAGCCCACGCUCCCCAUGUCAGCCACUCCGUUUCUGAUGAACAGCAAGUCUUUUCCCGCCUCUGAUGAUGGACUCAAUAAACAGCCCUGGAUGAGGCCGCCUCUACCUUC
Messenger RNA from Balaenoptera musculus (blue whale), 2687 nucleotides. RefSeq names its product taperin (gene TPRN). The record is from RefSeq and is a predicted model, not a curated record. The transcript is spliced from 4 exons. Gene Ontology annotation, cellular component: stereocilium base. NCBI's taxonomy places the organism in Eukaryota, Metazoa, Chordata, Mammalia, Artiodactyla, Balaenopteridae. Gene Ontology annotation, molecular function: phosphatase binding. Gene Ontology annotation, biological process: stereocilium maintenance; sensory perception of sound; auditory receptor cell stereocilium organization. Bases 54 to 2300 code for a protein of 748 amino acids.